Molecule: messenger RNA, 999 nt
Organism: Conger conger (European conger)
Lineage: Eukaryota; Metazoa; Chordata; Actinopteri; Anguilliformes; Congridae
Product: putative nuclease HARBI1
Exons: 4
Coding region: 353-841 (162 amino acids)
Source: RefSeq, a predicted model, not a curated record
GGAUGUGGCAAAUCGAAGACUUCGGAGGGAGCGAAUCUUCCGAGACCAACAGGAUCCACUGGCCAAUGAUGAUGAGUGGCUUUUGAGCCUGUUCCGACUUCCACAAACUGUUCUUUUGGAUCUCUGUGCUGUAUUGAGCCCAGCUUUACAGCGAAACAGCCGCAGAAACCAUGCCGUGCCGGUCCCACUUCAAGUCCUCACAACACUGGGAUUUCUGGCAACCGGGGACUUUUCAGUGGGAAUUGGCUGACAGAUCAGGGAUAUCUCAGCCAACCCUUAGUCGUGUUAUGCCAGACGUGUUGGGAGGUGUAAUUGGUUUGGUGCAUCUGUACAUCAACUUUCCUUACACGACAUGUUACUGACCAAUGUAGUGGCUCGGUGGCCUGGAUCAACCCAUGAUUCAUUUAUAUUGAGACACAGCAGUGUUGGGCGCAGACUUGAGGCCGGGGCUGUGCCAGAUGGCUGGCUUCUAGGUGACAGUGGAUAUCCCCUAAAACAGUGGCUGCUCACCCCUUUCCCCAACCCACAGAGCGCAGAGGAGAGGAACUACAACAUGCGCCACAGCCAGGCACGCGCUGUUGUGGAGCGCACCAUCGGGCUUUUUAAAGGUAGAUGGCGUUGCCUUGAUGCUACAGGAGGAAAACUGCUCUACAAGCCCGAAAAGGUGUGCCAUAUAGUGAUGGCGUGUGCUGUGCUACAUAAUGUGGCACAGCUAAGGAAUGUGGCUAUAGCCCCUGAUGCUGAUGGUCACGCUGACCCCGAGCCCAACCCCUAUCCCCAGGCAUUUGAGCCAAUCGCUGCUGCCGUGCGCCAGCGUGUGGCUGUGAUGCGUCGCUUGUAAAAACACAAAAGGACUGCAUUGGUGAGGACCCGGCCGCUGCUGGAGGGCUCAGUUGCACGAGGUGCAGUGGAGACGUUGGGCGCACACAGCUCCUCCGCUGCACUGCCACCGACCCCGCUGGAACUCGCAGCUGCAGCGCCACCGACCCCGCUGGAACU